This is a messenger RNA of Trichomonas vaginalis G3, 195 nucleotides long. RefSeq lists its product as uncharacterized. The transcript has a single exon. NCBI's taxonomy places the organism in Eukaryota, Parabasalia, Trichomonadida, Trichomonadidae. The coding region runs from base 1 to 195 and encodes 64 amino acids. The record is from RefSeq and is a predicted model, not a curated record.
AUGGAUCCCACAUUGACGGUGUUACUCCACUUCAUCAACGCCUUUAAGCAAUCCUUGAAGUACUAUAUGACAUUGCUCCAGGGGAUGGUCCUCCUCCUGACUCCUCUCAAAUCAUUGAGCGAAAGACUUGAGACCGAUCCAGCAUGCAACUUAUAUUUAUCCUCUCAUAAAGGCAACUCAAUUGAAAAUGGCUGA